Messenger RNA from Clunio marinus, 942 nucleotides. NCBI's taxonomy places the organism in Eukaryota, Metazoa, Arthropoda, Insecta, Diptera, Chironomidae. The record is from the annotation of a GenBank genome assembly.
AUGUAUUGUUGUGUUGAAUGCAAAGAUGAACACGACAAGCUUUUGCAUCUAUUCGAGUGUGGUCAAGAGCCUCUGCAUGAGAGUGUUGCUUUAACUGUGAAAAUGAUUCUCACCGCAUUGACGUUAACUGGAAGUAUUCAAAAUUUACAACGAAUAUUAAACGACUCAAAAUGUCAAACAGUUUUUGAUUUAGAUUUAAGUAAACCACAAGAUGAGUCGCACAAAUUGAAUAUUCUAUUGGCAAUCAACGCACUGACGACAGUGAGAGAAACUGAGCACACUAAAUCAGUUUCAUUGGAAGAAAUGUUUGAGAAACAUCCAUUCGAUUUAUUUUUAAAAACAGAUGUCGAACGUGAAUUUAUGAGAAGCUUCACAAACAAGCAAUUGAAGAUUUUAGACACAAACCUCUACGACAUGAAAGAACAUUCAUAUUUAAAAUCAUCGAAUCGCACACACGGUCAUUCUAUUGGAAGUGGCUUAUGUGUGUUUGCAUCUUUAUUUAGUCACAGUUGUGAUCCAUCAGUAAAACGAAUAACGGUUGACAAUAAAAUUGCAUUUGUUGUUGUUCAGCCAAUCCAGGCGAAUGAACAGAUUUUUGUUAGUUAUGGUUACAGCUCAUAUGAAAUGCCACGAGAAAUACGACAACUGCACCUGGAAUCUUAUGGAUUCCUUUGUGACUGUGUUGCAUGCCAAAAACAUUAUCCAUUGUUAUCGAAACAACCCAGAAGAAUCAGUUAUUAUAAUGAACCCAACCAUAAUGCGAUGACAGCACUUGCCGCAAUAUGUGAGCUGAAGAAAGCAUGCAAAUUUAUUGAAAACAUUUACGAUCGUCAUCCAUGUUAUGAAACCACCGAUAUGAUGAUUUACUGUGAUCAUUUACUUCAUCAGAUAUCGAAAUUACCAUUAGAAGAGUAUGCGCUAUCUAAGGCAAAAAAACAUUAA